AUGGCUAAAGGUGAGGACAAGAUUCAGAAGAGUGCUGCUCAGAAAGUGAGCAAGUUUGGUUCCUUCACCGCGGGUGGACUCGCGGCGUGUAUAGCUGUGACUGUGACUAACCCAAUUGAAGUGGUGAAGAUACGGAUGCAGUUACAAGGUGAGCUAAUGGCUGCGAACCAGAGGAUAUACACCAACCCAUUCCAGGCUAUGGGUGUUGUGUUUAGAAAUGAAGGUAUCAGAGGUCUUCAGAAGGGUCUAGUGGCUGCGUACAUUUACCAGAUUGCAUUAAAUGGGUCCCGUUUGGGUUUCUAUGAGCCUAUCAGAGCUGUGAUGAACAAGACUUUUUAUCCAGACCAGGAAUCUCACAAAGUUCAAAGUGUUGGUAUCAACGUGUUUGCAGGUGCCGCCUCUGGUAUUAUCGGUGCAGUCAUGGGUUCGCCAUUGUUCUUGGUGAAGACAAGACUGCAGUCUUACUCUAAUGCAAUCAAGAUUGGUGAACAGACACAUUACACUGGUGUGUGGAACGGUUUGAAGACCAUUUACAUGACGGAAGGUGUUAAAGGCCUGUUCCGUGGUAUCGAUGCCGCAAUCCUAAGAACAGGUGCUGGGUCUUCUGUGCAACUGCCGAUCUACAACACUGCAAAGAACUUCUUGCUAAGAAACGAUAUCAUGGAAGAUGGCCCAUCUCUACAUUUGACAGCCAGUACCAUCUCGGGUCUCGGUGUCGCAGUGGUGAUGAAUCCAUGGGACGUUAUCCUAACCAGAAUAUAUAACCAAAAGGGAGACCUGUACAAGGGUCCAAUUGACUGUUUGGUGAAGACCGUCAAGAUUGAAGGUAUCACUGCCUUAUACAAGGGUUUCGAAGCACAAGUUUUCAGAAUUGGGCCACAUACCAUUCUAUGUUUGACAUUCUUGGAACAAACAAUGAAAUUGGUUCAUGCAUUUGAGUCUAAGGUCCUCGGUCACAACUAA
Nakaseomyces glabratus is the source of this 963-nucleotide messenger RNA. It is a transcript of the gene OAC1, whose product is annotated as Oac1p. The record is from RefSeq and is a predicted model, not a curated record. Lineage: Eukaryota; Fungi; Ascomycota; Saccharomycetes; Saccharomycetales; Saccharomycetaceae. Gene Ontology annotation, biological process: transmembrane transport.